AAACCCCAAUCUCUAAAACCGCGACUUGCAAAUAAUUAUUCUCGAACAAACCGUACAUCGCAUACACUCAACAGACAGACGGUCAAACCCAGGUCUGGAUCCGAAUAUCGCUUACCUUGAAUCUCCCACGACCUUUCACCUCUAUGGUCAUAAGUUACAUGAGACGUUGUACCUAAUCUUCUGCAUCAUUCAACAUGAGCAUUGCUUGGGAGUGCCGUGAUCAGGCUGACCAGGCCGAGAUCUACUAUAAUCAACCUCUCCGCACCAAGGUUAGACGCCUCGAGGAUGAAAAUCUUACCUUGAAGCGAUUACUCCGCGAGAAUGGCAUUUCGUGGCAGACUCGAUCCAAACCUGCUCGGAUAUCGUCUGCUGGCCGCAUCACCCGUUCUUCCAGCAGGGCACCUCUGCCGCAUAUUCCCGUAGAGAUUCAGCUUCGGAUCUUGUCGUUCGCCCUCACGAGCUCGCAUCCCAUCAUCGAUCCAUUAUGCAAACUCAAGCAAGAACAUCUUCUAAUUAAAGAGAGGCACAAGUCUCACCAGCUCGCAAUCCACUUUUUGGCGACUUGCAGAGCAUACUACGCUGAGGGCACUAAAUUCCUGUGGAAUAAUAAUUCCUUUGUCUUCACCAAUCCGGAAACCCUUAGGAACUUUGCCGACGUACCUUUGCACUUCCGCCAGAACAUCAAGGAAGUCAAUCUACGCAUAACUGCAAAAUUCUAUGAUGACGAGGAGCGAACGCACAAAAUUGGUCGCCAUCACCACCCUGAUCUCAAGAAGAACAUCCCUUUGAACGUUCACAGGCGCCCAAAGGAGAACACUCUGGCCCGCCGAGGUUUCCGUACCUAUGGUUGGUACCAGCUUGUAGACUUCCUGAAUGCCAUGCUGCCUCCAUUCGACCCGUCUCGAGUUUCGCAUUCUAACGGGCCGGCUAUGACGCCUAUGACUCCUUUGCCGAGGUUACUCCCAUCUCUCGAAAAGAUUCGUAUGGAUUUCGUCAAUUUUGGUGAGGAUCUAUUCAACAAUCCGCCACCCCAAUUACACGAGCUUGCUUCUCACCAGCUUGGGUGCAUCCUGAACGAACUCGUUCUUACUGGAUUGCCGAGCGACGAGACAGGCCACCGGGUUAGCAACGAGUUAGCUGGCCUUCUAAAGGAUGAAGGUCUUCUCAUUGACCAUGCCCCCACUAUGGUGGCUUUGAAAAAUUCCAUGCGCGCUCUCCAUUGCGACGCGAGCGAGUGCCAUUACUCUUCCAAGGUCGUGAGAGCAAUGCGAGCAAUUUACGGCGGCCACCACCACGAUCACACAGACACUCAUGCGCAUAUCUUUGGAAUCGACUUCCCUCCUGCACCCGCGGACGAGGGCGAGCCUCCUUACUCAUAUUUUCAUUCCUGCCGUACCAUAUGGAAGAAAGUACCGGUUAGACUCGACGGAACUGAGGAACGCAAGUGGCUACUCUUUGACAGGAUGAGCGGACUACCAUGGGAUGAGGUUGAGGAGGAAGCGACAAUGUUUGACAUCUUCCCAACUUCAGACGAUGAUGAUGAUGUCUCCGAGGAGUCAGAAAGAGAAAUGGUAUGUGAUAAUUGCGGCAAGAUACAUCCAGGAGCGAUCCCUCCGGCGGAAAUGAUGGAGUGGUACGAGGAUCUUUGAACGGACAACAUUGAAGACAGUUCGGCUUUUUCUACGACGAUUACGAAGAUAUGCAUAUGAUACCAGGUUUGCUUUGCUUUUGGCAUUGGGAACGGCAGGAGCUCUGAAAAUGGAGGGAGGCAGGCAUGUGAAAAUUACAUAGAGGAGAAUCUCGACUUCGGUGUGUGUGAUAGGCGGCUGGACCUUGCUAUGUAAUAAUGUAUGGACUAGUUAAAUGUCUCGAGCUUACGAAGUGUAGCUAUUACUUGCUUGUCGGAAAUAGAUUGAUAUGUAUGAUUUUGUCGGUCAUUGAAGGUAUUUUAGUUUAUCCAUGCCUAUGUGUUUACGGCUUUCGUGAUGUGACAUAGUAACAU
Molecule: messenger RNA, 2002 nt
Organism: Hypoxylon trugodes
Lineage: Eukaryota; Fungi; Ascomycota; Sordariomycetes; Xylariales; Hypoxylaceae
Exons: 2
Coding region: 195-1649 (484 amino acids)
Source: RefSeq, a predicted model, not a curated record